This is a messenger RNA of Anopheles nili, 1342 nucleotides long. RefSeq names its product peptidyl-prolyl cis-trans isomerase D (gene Cyp40). The record is from RefSeq and is a predicted model, not a curated record. Lineage: Eukaryota; Metazoa; Arthropoda; Insecta; Diptera; Culicidae. Gene Ontology annotation, biological process: protein peptidyl-prolyl isomerization. Gene Ontology annotation, cellular component: intracellular membrane-bounded organelle. Gene Ontology annotation, molecular function: protein binding; peptidyl-prolyl cis-trans isomerase activity. The transcript has 4 exons. Bases 1 to 1140 code for a protein of 379 amino acids.
AUGGAUACGUACGUGGAUGUAGUAAGAGUGCGGCGAGAAGUACAUGAUUCCACAAAUCCAUUGGUGUUUCUCGAUAUAAAAAUCGGUCCCGAAAGUGUUGGUCGAAUAUUAAUUGAGCUACGAGCUGAUGUUGUUCCAAAAACUGCGGAAAAUUUUCGAGCCAUGUGUACGGGUGAAAUGGGAAAGGCACCGGCUACCGGCACUCGUCUACAUUAUAAAGGCACAAAAUUUCACCGGAUCAAAUCGCUAUUUAUGUCGCAAGGCGGUGAUAUCGUAGAUAACUGUGGCACCGGUGGCGAAAGCAUCUACGGUAAAACGUUUGAAGACGAAAACUUUUCUUUGCUGCACGAAGAUGGUGCUGUUUCAAUGGCCAACCUUGGAAAACCUCACACCAACAACUCCCAGUUUUUCAUCACCUCUGGCGAGUGCCCACAUUUAAACGGACGGAAUGUUGUUGUUGGGUAUGUAAUACGCGGAUGUGCCGUCAUUGGCGAGAUGGAACGAUACGCUCCCAACUACACCGAUGUGAACGGAUCAGUCAUCAUUGAGGACUGUGGGCAGAUCGCACCUGGCGAAGACUGGUGCGUAAAUGAUACUGAUGAUGAAUUCGAUCGAUUGCCCCCGUUCCCACAGGAUUGGGAUAAAUUCUACGAUAUAUUUUCGAUUGAUGAAAUGCUACAGCAUUUGAAUCCGAUUCGUAACGCAGGAAACCGAUACUUUAAGGCGGGUGAUUUUAUAAGAGCAAACCGACGUUAUAAAAAGGCAGAGCGAUACUUUAAUUUCUUCAGCAACCAGGUUAAUAGGCAAAAGCCUCACGGCUGGUCGUUGAUGGAAAAUUUCCAGUUGCUAAACUGGCUCAAUCAGGCCAUCGUGUACGUACGGAUAAAAGACUACCGAAAUGCGGUGUAUGCCUGCAACGCUGCCCUAGCUAUUGAUCCGGACAACGCUAAAGCUCUUUACCGUCGCGGUAUAGCGCAGAAUGAAUUGCGGAAUUAUGAGCAGGCGCAAGUCGACCUGGCUCGGGCGUUGCAGCGAAAACCGGAUGAUCCACUGAUCAGGAGCGAGUACGACCUAGCACGGAAAAAUAUGCACGAGUUCAGGCAACAGCAACUACAGGUUUUCUCAAAAAUGUUCCAGUGACACGAUCUUCGAGUAGAAUUCGGCAGAUAAAAUGUUGCUUCUACAGGAUCGUUUGAUCUGCGGUGGAUGUGUUAGCUUACCUAUCUGUGUUGUAUGGCUGUCCGAUUGUGCGUGGUUUGUUUAUUGUUGAAAUUAACGUCGGAUCUGCUCCCAUUAGGGGCAAGUAGCUACUAAUAAUAAAUGUUUUAUAAGGCUUGUCCGU